Messenger RNA from Vespula vulgaris, 4942 nucleotides. It is a transcript of the gene Nc73EF, whose product is annotated as 2-oxoglutarate dehydrogenase complex component E1. Lineage: Eukaryota; Metazoa; Arthropoda; Insecta; Hymenoptera; Vespidae. The coding region runs from base 126 to 3401 and encodes 1091 amino acids. The record is from RefSeq and is a predicted model, not a curated record. Gene Ontology annotation, biological process: tricarboxylic acid cycle. Gene Ontology annotation, cellular component: oxoglutarate dehydrogenase complex; mitochondrion. The transcript is spliced from 17 exons. Gene Ontology annotation, molecular function: thiamine pyrophosphate binding; oxoglutarate dehydrogenase (succinyl-transferring) activity.
AUUCGACCGUUAGGUGCGCUAAAAUCGACUUCUUUAAUGUAUUUUAAAGAAGACGUAGAUCAGCGUACCUGUGAGUUGCAAAUGGUGGACGGUCUGUCAUCGUUGUUGCUGUAACAUCAGGUAAAAUGUAUAAGGCCAGGACGGUAUUUAACACCUUGGUGCCUCUGGCACCACGCGUGUGUGGACCAGAAAGGUUUGCUUCGUGGUUAGUACGUACUCAUUCUUUGAACAGAACAACUCCAGGAAUAAUCAUAGCACCAACUAGGAAAUAUAAUAGUCGUGUUGCUACUGAACCUUUCCUAAAUGGUAGUACCAGCUCAUAUGUGGAAGAAAUGUAUAAUGCAUGGUUACAGGAUCCUCAUAGUGUACACGUGUCAUGGGAUUCCUUUUUCCGCAGUAGCACUGCUGGAGCUGGUCCAGGUCUUGCAUACCAAGCUCCACCAUCUCUUGCUCCAAGUCAUAAUCAGGUACCACUUGGAGCAUUAUUGCCUCUUGGUGGUGGAUCUCAAAUUAGUCAGAUGCCCAUUAAUGAAAAAAUUAUAGAUGACCAUUUAGCUGUGCAAGCCAUUAUUCGUUCAUACCAGAUUCGUGGCCAUCAUAUCGCGAAAUUGGACCCGCUUGGAAUCAACAGCGCUGAUCUUGAUGAUAGGCAUCCUCAAGAGUUGCUCUAUAAUCAUUACUCAUUCGGGAGGGGACAACGCACUACUUACGCUCAGGAACUACAAUACCGAGUAGCUGCUCUUAUGAAAAAGGAAUCAGAUAUGGAUCGCGUUUUCAAAUUGCCAUCCACCACUUUUAUCGGUGGUAAAGAUAAAUCAUUACCACUGCGUGAAAUUCUUAAACGAUUAGAAUCAACUUAUUGUGGACAUAUUGGCGUCGAAUUUAUGUUCAUUAAUUCUUUGGAACAAUGUAAUUGGAUUCGACAAAAGAUGGAAACGCCUGGUAUAAUGGAAGUUACGAAUGAUGAAAAGCGACUUAUUUUGGCUAGAUUAACUCGAGCUACAAGAUUUGAAGCUUUCCUCGCACGUAAAUGGUCAUCUGAAAAAAGAUUUGGAUUAGAGGGUUGUGAAAUCUUAAUACCUGCUAUGAAACAAGUAAUUGACAAAUCCACAGAACUUGGUGUAGAAUCUAUCGUCAUGGGUAUGCCUCAUCGUGGUCGUCUCAACGUUUUGGCUAAUGUUUGUCGUAAACCAUUAAAUCAGAUAUUUACACAAUUUGCUGCACUUGAAGCUGCUGAUGAUGGUUCUGGAGAUGUCAAAUAUCAUUUGGGAACAUAUAUCGAACGUCUUAAUCGCGUUACAAAUAAAAAUAUUCGUUUAGCUGUUGUGGCAAAUCCAUCUCACUUGGAAGCAGUUGAUCCGAUUGUGCAAGGAAAAACUCGUGCUGAACAAUUUUACAGAGGAGAUGGUGAAGGCAAAAAGGUAAUGUCUAUUCUUCUACAUGGUGACGCGGCAUUCUGUGGACAAGGAAUCGUAUUUGAAACCAUGCAUCUGUCAGACUUACCAGAUUAUACAACUCAUGGUACUAUCCAUAUUGUUGUCAAUAAUCAAAUCGGUUUUACGACAGAUCCUAGACAUUCUAGAUCUUCUCCUUAUUGUACUGAUGUUGCCAGAGUGGUAAAUGCACCAAUUUUCCACGUAAAUUCCGAUGAUCCAGAAGCGGUAAUGCAUGUAUGUAAAGUGGCUGCUGAAUGGAGAGCAACUUUCCAUAAAGAUGUUGUUAUCGAUAUAGUUUCAUAUAGACGUAAUGGACACAAUGAAAUUGAUGAGCCAAUGUUUACGCAACCAUUGAUGUAUCGUAAAAUCAGAAAUACAGUACCGGCUCUUGACAAAUAUGCUAAAUCGCUUAUUGAUGAUGGUGUUGUUACAACGGAAGAAGUAAAGGAUGUGCAAGAUAAAUAUGAGAAAAUAUGUGAAGAAGCAUAUGUGAAUGCUAAACAAGAAACGCAUAUUAAAUACAAGGAUUGGCUAGAUUCUCCAUGGUCUGGUUUCUUUGAAGGUAAAGAUCCAUUGAAGGUAUCGCCUACUGGUAUCAAGGAAGAUACACUUGUGCACAUUGGAAAGAAAUUCUCAUCGCCACCACCUAAUGCAGCGGAAUUUGUGAUUCAUAAAGGUAUUGAACGUAUCUUGAAAUCUCGUAUGGAAAUGGUCGAAGCUAGGACAGUUGAUUGGGCUCUUGGAGAAGCAAUGGCAUUUGGUUCUCUUCUUAAAGAAGGAAUUCAUGUAAGAUUAUCCGGUCAAGACGUGGAAAGAGGUACAUUCUCACACAGGCAUCACGUUUUACAUCAUCAGACCGUUGACAAAGCUACGUAUAGGCCACUUUGUAGCUUAUAUCCCGAUCAAGCUCCAUACACGGUGUGCAACAGUUCUCUUUCUGAAUUUGGUGUUCUUGGAUUUGAAUUGGGUUAUUCCAUGACAAAUCCUAAUGCAUUGGUAUGCUGGGAGGCACAGUUCGGUGACUUUAACAACACCGCCCAGUGCAUAAUAGAUCAAUUUAUUAGUAGUGGACAAGCAAAAUGGGUACGUCAGUCUGGACUAGUUAUGCUCCAGCCUCAUGGUCUAGAAGGAAUGGGACCUGAACACUCUAGCGCUCGUUUAGAACGCUUUCUUCAAAUGUCCUCUGACGAUCCAGAUUACUUUCCACCGGAAAGCGAAGAAUUUGCCGUGCGACAAUUGCACGACAUUAACUGGAUCGUUGCCAAUUGCAGUACACCAGCUAAUUAUUUCCACAUUCUAAGGAGACAAAUUGCAUUACCCUUCCGAAAGCCAUUGAUAAUGAUGACACCAAAAUCUCUACUUCGUCAUCCAGAAGCAAAGUCUAGUUUCGAUUUGAUGCUAGAAGAUACGGAAUUCCUUAGAGUGAUACCUGAAGAAGGGCCAGCUACAAAUAAUGCUAGCAAUGUUAAAAGAUUAGUUUUCUGCUCUGGAAAAGUUUAUUACGAUUUGAAGAAAGCUCGUGCAGAAAAAACAUUGGAUGAUCAAGUUGCUAUUGCAAGAGUUGAACAAAUUUCGCCCUUCCCAUAUGACCUUGUAAAGAAGGAAGCUGCUAAAUAUCCAAAUGCAGAAUUAAUCUGGUCUCAAGAAGAACAUAAGAAUCAAGGCGCCUGGACUUACGUGCAACCGAGAUUCCACACCGCACUUAAUGGAACACGCAAUGUUACUUUUGGAGAUGCGACAAAAUCCAAAGCAAGUGAAAGUAAGGGAGGAUGGUUAAGUGGUUGGUUUUCUUCAUCCAAACCAGUAAAACCUACUCCUAUGCCAGAGUCUUCAGAUACUAAUAAACCUAAGCAGAGAAUAGUGAGAUAUGCAGGCCGCCCCACUGCAGCUUCUCCUGCAACAGGUAGCAAAAUGCAACAUCUAAAAGAACUUAAACAAAUUCUGGACGAUUCACUGAACGUUUAAUAAUCCUUCGUAGCGCUAUGUAGAAACAAAUUUUAUUUAUUAUAUUAUACUAUAUUUGUUAUUUUUUUGUUCUGUUCUAUCUAUGUCAAUGGAGAUAAUAUCAUCACCACGCAACUAUGUAAAUGAUUUCUUUGUUAGUGACCAACAUGUAAAAUCAUUGUACACAUGAAUAUUUUAUCACACUAAUGCAAAAUGUAUAUUUAUUAUACGUAUUAUUUAUUUGGCUUCUUUUUUAUUGCAUGGACCUUAUGGGUAAAAGAGGCUACAUUAUAUUAGUUUUAAUUUUUUGUUAAUAAUUAAUUAUUAUUUUAUAUAGUUACCCAUAUAUUCCUGCAAUGAAUAAUUCAUGCGCAUAGUAUUUUAUUUUCAUUUAUUAUUUGGAUAUAAAUAAUUAAAUAUUACUUUGUCUUUUUGAAUAAUGUAUAUUAUAAACAUUAUAUAAACAAAUUUGUAUGAUAAAACUAUGUUAGAAUCGAGAUUUCUAAAAAGUAAUUUUCAUUCAUUGGAAUCAGUUUUAUUGAAGGUCAAAUGUUGCUGAUAUGUAUUAUUCAUUGCUGGAGUCCAUGGGUUUUAACCAAAUUUGAAAUUUGUAUUAGGAUAAGAUACUCAUGUGAAAGUAUUACCAUAUAUUAUUUGUUAAUAUGACCAUGAGAAAGACCUAUCCUGUGAACAAGAUUAAACAAAAAGUAUUAUUUUUAAUUUAAUGAAAUACUACGCAGAGCGUACGUCUAUUAAUAGUUACAUUUUCGAAAUAUAAACCGAAUCUCUUCAUGACUUAUAAAAAGUAAUAAUUAUUUAUCUUUUCUUAUGUGAUCUAUAUGCCAAAGGAAAGAACAAUAAAUUUCGUUCAUUAUCGUAAUGUAAAAAUAAAAAUAAAAUUAUAUAUUUAAUUAGAUUUAAAUUAAUUAAAUGUUAAUGAGAUUUAAUUGGAUUAAAUAAUAAUACGUACAAUAAAAACUAAAUUAUUUUUCUUUAAUUAUUUUUCAUGAAGAGUUUCAGCAAAUAUUUCGUUGUAAGAAGGUCGUGAAAGUAGAGGAUAAACUAGUACAACUAGUUUAAAAUAUAAUUUGAAUAUUAGUUUUUUUCAAACCAAUCAUAUAGAUUGGAAACUACAUAAUUUACGAAAGGAUAAUAUUUAUAUUAUUCUAUUUGUGAAAAAUUGGACAUAUGAAUGAAUUAUUUGUUGGGGUGUGUUGUUAUUUCUGAUAUCAAAUAUAAUUGCACACACUAUGUUUUUGAAUAAUGAUAUUAUUCAAAGAAUUGGAUUGUUAUUAAAGUGAAAAUGGCAAUAUCUGACAAUUUCUAUUUCGUCAAAUAAUUCGAAUCACCAAUAGUGAAAUGAUAUUUGGAAAUUACUACUAGAAUAUUUUAUAGAUACAAACUGAUCAAAUGUGGACAUUGCAAUACUGUUCCAGCAACCCUGUAAUAAUAUGCAUAAUAACAAUUUAAACGCAUACAUAUGACUGAUCAAAAAAAUUAAAUUUUAUUCACUAAAUGAAUGUAAAUUGUAGUAAUCAAAAAUAAAACUAUAUUAUAACAUU